AUGGCUGGUGAACAUUUAGUUGAAGCAGCAAGAUGUCCAAGUCGAGCAGCUCCUACAGGAAUUAUUGGUACAUGCGUAUGUAGUGCUAUUGUCGGAUAUAUGUGCUUAUUUGCUCUUCUUUUUGCUAUAUCAAAUGUUAAAACAUUCAUUGAAAAUAAUAGUGAAAAUAAUGAGCCGAUGAAUUUUACUGUAGCUAUUUUUCGAUAA
Rotaria sp. Silwood2 is the source of this 207-nucleotide messenger RNA. Lineage: Eukaryota; Metazoa; Rotifera; Eurotatoria; Philodinida; Philodinidae. The record is from the annotation of a GenBank genome assembly.